AAUUAAUAUUUAAUACAUUAAUAUUACAUUUUGUAAUUUAAAAUAUUUAAAAUAUUAAUUAAUCACUGCCAUAAAUACAUUUUCGGUAGUGUUUCAGGAAUUUAUCGUAGCAGUAGUAGAAAUGUUGAAAAUUAGAGAAAGACUGUUUAUUCUAAUUAAGAGCUUAUUUUUUAAGAUUGUUAUUUAGUCUAGAUCGGGUUUUGUUGACAGUCCGCCAUUUUUUUCCGAUUUUCAAAGCCGAGUCUACCUUGGCGACCGAAGUUUGUCGCUAAAUCAAAAAAUCGCCAAAAGGACCAAUACUAAAGCUGUUCCUUACUUUCUUUAUAGGAACCAAAAGUAAUUGAUUAAUAUAAUUAACAUAUUUUCUAAUUUUCUUUACUCAUCUUGCUCUAUUAGUUAACCGAAACAAACAUUUUUAAUAAUGGAUUACAGCUUUAUUAUCCUCUUUGAAGAUUUAUUUGCCGUCGUUUCUUGGAUUUCGAAACCAAAACAAUUAGACAUGGCUGAUUUCUGUUUACAUAGACCGGCUAAUGGGCCUGUCAUCUUUAACAAUUAUGAUACCAAACUGAAACUUUUCAAUAUGCGGAUGGUUUUUCUGCUCAUAAAUAUACGUCAGCAUCAACAGUUUUCUAAAGUAAUUUGGCGGACUGGUGUUGGAUAAAUCUAAAAGAAUGCAGCACAGUGAAAUACAAAGGAACCAUGCCAAACUGGGCACUGUCCUGAAGCACAUUUAUGCUUCAGAAGUUGUUCUAGAACAUACCCAUGUACUGAAAAAGAACUUGUUGAUGUCAUUUUUGGGUCAGUUUAAGUCUUUCUGCUCAAGGAAAAGUCCCGAAUUCUGCACUUUGUUUCAAGAUUACUACUUAACUGGCAGUUAUUUUGAAGGAUUACGGGUCAAGGAAGCUACUGAAUUUGAUGUCAAUGUUGUAUUUUCCUUCCCUUUGCCUGAUUCUGGAUACUCAGUUACUGAAUUAGAUGUACCUUUAUCAUAUGCUACAUAUCAGUUAAAGCAGUCAUAUCCUGAGUUUCCAAUGUGUGGAAAAAUAAAAUCAUUUUUUGAUGAUGACAAUUACUUGAUUGGGCAGAAUGUUCUCAAGUGGUUUGAGUCACUUCUAGAUGGAUUUAUAACUUACACAGACUUAGAACUUUAUGGAGUUUUGCAGGUAAAAACAACACAGAGUGGUCCAGCUCGAACGUUAAAAGUAUUUUGGAAGGACUAUGUCUGGAUAAGCAUUGAUUUAGUUCCUGUUAUAUUGUUAGAUACAAAACAUCUACAUAAAUAUACUGCAUGUGAAGGACUUAAUUCCUUAGAUAGUUUAUCUACAUGCUAUUUGGUGCCCAAACCUUUGAAAUCUGAGCUAAGUUGUCUGAUCUCUUCUGACCUAGUGUCACGUGUUUGGCGAAUUCAUUUUCCUGAAACUGAGAAGCAAUUUCUUAGGGGGAAAAAUUACAUGAAAUCUACUAUACAGCUUAUCAAGGCUCUACGUGACAAAGAAAAUUGGCCAAUACCAUCCUAUUUCAUAAAAAUUAUUGGAUUAUGGCUAAUACAGAAGCAUCCUUCUGAAGAACAAUAUAAUGAUGAUAAAAUUGGAUCUCUUUUCAUAGAAUUUUAUGUAUUUUAGCCCUGCCCGGAAGUGAGUACUGAAUUAAUUGAAUCAGGAAUCUAUUAACGUAUUCGUAGUAAGAUAUUUGGAGUGAAACAAAGAAGCAUUUAACAACAUUUCAAGCGAGAGAGAAGAGUGAAUAGAUUAUAAUAUGGGUGCUAGAUUAAGAAUAGGGAGUUGUGGUUCUGCUUUGGUUCUAUUGGUUGGUUAAGAGUUUUAAUUUGAAAAUGUAAUAUUAUUAUUGGCAAAAAGACUUAUUUCAUUUUUGUCAUUAUGCAAGUAUGUAUAUCCUGAGUGUUGUAUAAGAAUCAUAUGACAGGGGUUAGUUUUGAAAGGGUACACUUAAUAAAGAUUUAUUAAAAGUAUAUUACUAUUUUACGAGCAGAAAGAAGAAAUAACCAAAUUAAAAAGGAGACCUAAAAAAGAUUUUUACACUUUUAUUGUACAAAUUAUUUAUCUUACUCAUACACACACACACAUAUAUACAUUCUAUAAUAGCAUGCGACAGAUGUAUUCGUAAGGCGUCAUGAUAAAUUGUGAUGUAGUUAAUGCAGAUGAUCAAAGAGCUGUGAUAAAAAUAGGCAUUCCAUGUCUAUUUAUGUGCUAUUUUUCUAUAUUUACUUAUAUAUGCAUUUGAGAUGUGAACUGCUGAUAAAAUUUGAAUGUUCUGUGUUUGUUUUGAUACCUCCGAUAUGUGAACUGUGUUUUUAAUACAGUACAAAGUCCGUAAUUCAGAUGUCCAUUAUCCGCAAUGAUCUAUAAUCCGGAUCUCAAAGGCCACAAACGUUUUUUUGUAUGCUUUAUGCAUACACAUAAAGAAUGUGCACAAAUACAUUAUGCGCGUUACGCAAGCACGUAAUGUAUGCUCUGCGCAUGCGCGCGUUGAAAGAAAUGUUUAAUGAAGUAAACAAAUAUUCAGCUUUUUUUUUUUUUUUUUGUAAAAUUUGACACCCUUUAGACCAUAAUUGCUUUUUAUUUCAUAAAUUACGGUUUGAUAUU
Molecule: messenger RNA, 2603 nt
Organism: Stegodyphus dumicola
Lineage: Eukaryota; Metazoa; Arthropoda; Arachnida; Araneae; Eresidae
Product: cyclic GMP-AMP synthase-like receptor
Source: RefSeq, a predicted model, not a curated record